Molecule: messenger RNA, 2229 nt
Organism: Brettanomyces nanus
Lineage: Eukaryota; Fungi; Ascomycota; Pichiomycetes; Pichiales; Pichiaceae
Exons: 1
Coding region: 1-2229 (742 amino acids)
Source: RefSeq, a predicted model, not a curated record
AUGAACAUCGUCAAUGGGUCCAAUAGUACCAAUGGUAUCAAUGGUACUAAUGGUACUAAUGGUACUAAUGGUACUAAUGGUACUAAUGGUACUAAUGGUACUAACGGUUCCAAUGGUAAUGAUGGUCGUGGUGCUCCUACCGGUUCUAGCGCGCCUAAUGCUAUUGAGCAUACAACCUCAAGAAGAAACAACACGCAAGCUUAUCUAAUCAAUCUUUUAAAUCGAAUCCAACCUGGUCCUGGCAUGACUCGGCAGCAGAAGCUUCAGCAAAUGAUUCGCACUGGCGAGUUAAAGCGUGAAGAUAUAGUAUUACUUCAGAGGCAUCAGCAGUAUCUCAAGCAGCAGCAGCAACAACAACGACAGAAGCAACAGCAGAUACAACAGGUACAACAGGCUGCCAGGAGGAAUGUAGCCCCUGGUGGGAAGAAUCUUUCGCCAAGUCUUAUUCCUGAAAAGUCGACCUCUUCUGGGUUUCAGCAGCAACAACAGCAGCAACAACAACAGCAACAGCAACAGCAACAACAACAGCAACAACAGCAACAACAGCAACAGCAACAACAGCAACAACAGCAACAGCAACAACAGCAACAGCAACAGCAACGGCAACAACAGCAGCAGCAACAUCCACAGAGAACGUUCCUGGGUCUUACACAAGAACAGCUGGCUAAACUUACACCGCAGCAGCGUAAAACUCUCAUGCUGCAGCAGCUCAGAAGACGGGCUAGAACCCAAAGGUUCUACGAAAGUAAUGCAGAGAUUCUCAAAAAAUACGAGAAGUAUCCCGCAUCUCUGGAACUACAUAUACAUGAGAAUCACUACAGAUUUGGUAACAAAGAUACUGUGAUUCCUAAGAAUUCUCCUACAAUCAAGGAGUUCUUGAAGUACGUUGCUCGCGGCGAUAUUCCUGAGGCACUUAUGGAAGUGAUUCGUGAUGGGGGUAUACAGAUGUAUGAUGGAAGCUUAAUUCUGAAGGUCUUUGAUCAUCGAAAUAUAGAGGAAUCUACUUUAGAGGGAAGCCGAUCUGGAAAAGCAAGUGCAGCUAAUAAUACAGGUACAGAAAACGAUGGCCUGGUCAUCACAGGCUCUACUGAUGCUAAGCUCAACGCUAACACUAAUACCAGUUCUUCGAAUGUUGCCAAUUCCCCCACGGCUCUUAAGCCUAAAGAGUAUCGUACCAUUCUACGAAUGACACAGCUCGCACUAUAUGAUGACCUCGCCAUGCAGACUGACUCCCAACAGUUUCACGAUACUUUCGCGCUGACGUUUGAAAGUGAGGUGCUCACGGCCGCCGAUAGAAGUAUCAACUUACAACCUAUUUUGAACCCAUAUCUCUAUGAUAGGACACUGCGACCAGAUUACGAGCUGAUGGCUCCUCAGUACAAUACAGACACCGAUGCCGUUAUCUUCUGUCAUAGAGAUGAUGCCAGGGAGAUCGAUGACAAUGGUAAGCGCCUUUUAGAGCCAAUCACAUGCUACAAUUUCAAAUACAAGCCUCUUCAUGAGGAUUUGUCAAGAUCCAAUUCUAAAUAUGAGCAGUUGAUGACUAUAUUGAGCCAAACGUACCGCCACAGCAACAGGAUUUCCGAGCCAAGCAAGGAACUUGGAGAUGAACCAGCAGAUUUCGAAAGACUUCGGUUUAUUGAGAUGUGGCGUAGGAAGCUGGCCGUAUUGAAGCAGCAGGCUAUGAACAAUUCGCUGAAGCAACAACUUGGAGCGGGAGGGGCUUCAACUGCUUCGAUAUCUCCAACGGGAGCGGGUAUGAUAAGGGGAAAUAAUUCUAUGCCUGGUACUGCGUCUGCUGCUACAGGAUUUGGUGGAUUCAUGACACAGCAAGAGCGUGCUAUGUUGAACCAGCGGCAGUUCAUGAGCCAGAGGCAUAAGGAGCAGAUGGCUGCUGCCAGUGUCUCCGGUAGUGUAUCAAAUUCAAGUGCCAAUUCGAAAUCUGGUUCCCCUGGUAUGGAAACUGGUAAAAAGGGUGGAAGAAAGAGAGCAGAAAGGAAGAGAAAGCCUAGAAAACCUACAAAGAAGCAGUUAGCUGCCCAGGCGGCAGUGACAGCGGCUACGGCAGCAGCAGCAGGAGCAGCAGGAGCAGCGUCAACCACGACAGAUCAUUCGGCCGUUGCUGGAAAGGCCCCUCCAGCGGCAUCUUAUGAGCCUCCUGCGAAAAAGAGAAAGACCUACAAAAGAAGAAAGAAAGAUACCGCAGCCGCAGUCAAAGCUGAAAACUGA